Messenger RNA from Arabis nemorensis, 753 nucleotides. The record is from the annotation of a GenBank genome assembly. Lineage: Eukaryota; Viridiplantae; Streptophyta; Magnoliopsida; Brassicales; Brassicaceae.
AUGAAACGGCGACCAGGAAUCGGAGGAUUACAAAAAGCUGCGGCUGCUAGGGAUCAAUACCGUCUACUUGGAGAAAAUGUCGCGAAGCUACGCACGGAUCUCAUGAAGGAACAACUCACCACUUUCCGAUCCCAACUUGAAGAAUUCGCUCGUAAACACAAGAACGAUAUUCGCAAAAAUCCAGCCUUUAGGGCUCAAUUCCAUGAAAUGUGUGCUAAAGUUGGAGUAGAUCCUCUAGCUUCAAACAAGGGUUUCUGGGCUGAGCUACUGGGAAUUGGUGACUUCUACUAUGAAUUGGGAGUUCAGAUAAUUGAAGUUUGCAUGCUAACAAGGUCCCAUAAUGGAGGUUUGAUCAGUUUACACGAGUUAUGUAACCAUCUUCGUCUGAGAAGGAAAAAAGAUCGUGAAGCUGUGACCGAAGAUGAUUGUCUUCGAGCUAUUAGCAAGCUAAAGGUUUUAGGUAGCGGAUUCGAGGUUAUCACGGUUGGAAAGAAAAAGCUUGUCCGUUCAGUCCCCACCGAGUUAAACAAAGACCAUAACCAAAUCUUAGAGUUGGCUCAGGGUCAAGGCUAUGUGACUGUGGAAGAGGUACAAAGACGACACUCGUGGACAUCUGGUCGAGUUAUAGAUGCCCUCGAAAGUUUAUUAGAGGAGGGUCUUGCGAUGAUUGAUGAUGGUCAUGAAGAUGGCAAACGCCGCUACUGGUUCCCAUGUGUUUCUUCUGUUUAUGCAUCCAGUGGAGCUGAUACUUAA